Selaginella moellendorffii is the source of this 2819-nucleotide messenger RNA. RefSeq lists its product as uncharacterized. Bases 111 to 2654 code for a protein of 847 amino acids. The record is from RefSeq and is a predicted model, not a curated record. NCBI's taxonomy places the organism in Eukaryota, Viridiplantae, Streptophyta, Lycopodiopsida, Selaginellales, Selaginellaceae. Gene Ontology annotation, biological process: guanosine tetraphosphate metabolic process. The transcript is spliced from 18 exons. Gene Ontology annotation, cellular component: chloroplast.
CGGUGGUGGCCAUGGCGGAGUGGCGUAAUAUCACUCGCUGUUCUUCCGCGAGGAUUUAGGGCUAAAACGAAGCGCGCGAGCUGUGCGAUGCUGCUGCUGCCGCUGGCGGCAUGGAUUGCGCCUGCGGGAAUGUGGCGCUGUGGGCGCAUUGCGGCGGCAAGAAUCGAUCGACAGUGAGGAGGAAGCGGCGGCGAUUUCUCCUUCCGGUUUGUCGCAGCAGCUUGCUGCUGGAUCAUGUCGUCCGCCAGGUGCCGCUGGCGUCCGUGGGGCAGCUGCUCGCGACCGGGAGCACUGCUUUCAGGACUGUGGCUCCGACCGCCUCGGCUCAUGCUGUGGCGCUCAUGACCUUUGCUCAAGUUGCGGUCACGGCGGCCGUGGCGUAUGGAGCAUGCAUUCUUCCACAGGCGAGCAGUGAUCCACGAAACGGGAAAGUUGACGAUGGAACAGCGAGCUUGGUGUUCGAUGGAGUGGAUGUUAGUGACUAUCCAAUUUUUCAAGAUGAGAAGGUCCAGAGAGCAGUUUCUUACGCUCGAGAAGCUCAUGCUGGACAGAUGCGGAUGACGGGUGAUCCUUAUAUAACACAUUGCAUUCAUACUGCUAAGAUUUUAGCUGCUUUAGUUCCACAAGUGGGAACCAAGGCAAUUGACACCGUUGUUGCUGGAAUUUUACAUGAUGUAGUUGACGAUACUACGAGAAGCUUACAUGACUUAAGGACCAGUUUUGGUGAUAAUGUGGCUGACCUUGUGGCAGGCGUUUCUAGGCUGAGCUACAUAAACCAGUUGCUGCGCAGACAUCGAAGAAAAACCGCCCAUGAAAGAGAAGAAUUUGGGAAUGGAUUAACUUCGGAGGAGGUGGACAGCUUGCGCAUUAUGUUGCUAGGAAUGGUUAACGAUCCCAGAGUAGUUCUCGUGAAACUUGCUGAUCGCUUGCACAACAUGAGGACAAUAUAUGCUCUGCCUGCUCCAAAGGCGCGUGCUGUAGCACAAGAGACACUAGCUGUUUGGUGCUCACUCGCUUCCAGACUUGGAGUCUGGACCGUCAAAGCGGAGCUUGAGGAUCUUUGUUUUGCUGUACUUGAGCCGCAAACUUUUCGAGAGCUACGGUCUGGACUUGCUGCAAUGUGGUCAGUUGACGAGGAGGUCAGGCACUACAGGAAAAUGACAAAGAGGGAAAAAAGGAGAGCCUUGAUUUAUGGCACGGAAUCCACCGAGGACGAGAGCAACGAAGAGAUAGAAGAUUUAUCAAUGAAGGAUCUCCUGGAUGCAGUAAUUCCGUUUGACUUGCUCUCAGGUCGUAAAAAUCGUGGAAAGCAAAAAUUUGGUUUGCCACCGUCUCUGUCCAAAAGCAAGGUGAUCGAAGAUACUAAAGUUGCGCUUGCGGCUCUCUCCCUUUGCGAAGAGGCACUUGAUAAAGAAGUAGCGAUUUCCACCCCAUACAUCCCUGGAACUGAAGUAACUCUAUCUGGUCGAUUAAAGAGCCUGUAUAGCACGCAUUCCAAGAUGAAGAGAAAAGGUGUUCAUCUGGAUCAAAUUUAUGAUGCUCGUGCUUUGAGAGUUGUCGUUGGAGACGGUGGAGGAAAGCUCCAUGUGGCCGCCAUCAAAGGGUGUUACAGCCUUCUUGACGUGGUCCACAGAUUGUGGAUGCCUAUUAGUGGGGAGUUUGACGACUAUAUUUUGAAUCCAAAACCAAGUGGAUAUCAGUCUCUUCACACGGCUGUGAGAGGACCUGACGGUGCCCCCCUAGAGGUGCAAAUUCGUACUCAGCUGAUGCAUGAACAAGCAGAGAGCGGAAAUGCUGCUCAUUGGCUUUACAAAGAGAGUGGAGCUCCAGUUAUGACGCAGGCUCUGCCUACAAAUGGCAGAGAUUCGGACACGGAUCUAACGCCAUCAUCGUCUACACCCUCCAAGCAAGUCCAGUUGAGAUACCCUGCUCUUAGAAUCGAAGGUGGAAGUCUUCGAGCAGCUGUUGUCAUAAGAGUAGACCAUGAUGGGAAAGAGCUGCUGGUGGCUGUAAGUUCUGGAGAAGCUAUAGUAUCUGGAGCUUCAUUCGACGAUAAGGAUCGGUGGAAGAUUUUUGCGUACAUGUACAGCAAGGUGGCCAAAAGCUGGUGGUUUGCUCCGGGACACGGUGAUUGGGAUACCUGUCUCGAGAAAUAUGUCUUAUGCGGGGAUCAUAUCUAUCACAAGAAGGAUCAAUUUCACCGUCCAUUGCCAACAUUUCUCCAGCUGCUAGAAUUGGAUGCUCGCGAACUUAAAGAGUACAUGGAAGUGAUGACCAUGGUGGACGAAGGAAUCGAGAUAGAGCUCCAAACCCAGGCUGGGACAUCGAUGUCAAGCCAGAACUUAAGCUCGGGAUCGGCGACAACGCGACUUAACAACAAGGUGAAGCUGCUGAGAUCGAUGCUCCAGUGGGAAAAAGAGGUCCACUUUGAGGCGGCACGGCAUCCGGAUGAUCCGAGCUCGGCUGUUCUCACGGAGGUCUUGGUGAUCUCGUGGCCAAACGGUGAUAUCGUUCGAAUGCCUGCCGGGAGCACAGUCUCGGACGCAGCCCAGCGCAUGGGCAUCGACAACAAGAUCAUGUACGUGAACGGGCAGCUCGCACUGCCGCUGGUGGAGCUCAGGGACGGAGACGUGAUUGAAGUUCGUGGGGGAUGAUCGAUUUUUGAUCGAUUUUUGUUCAUGGAUGAGAUAUACUGAUGCCAUGUACAGCAUGAAAUACGCUGUUAUAUAUUUGCAUAUGGGGACAUAAACUAGAAAUUGUCCUGCCAAUGCCGUGAUCUUUUAAUGUCAUAAUCUAUCACACCUGGAACUAUUUAUUUU